AUGAUUAAAAGUUAUAGCUUACAGUAUGUGUCUCAAGAGAUAGAGCAGUUGUAUCGCUAAUCAAUGCUUACUGGUCUCAAAUAUAGAAGGGAAUAUUUAUACGCAGUAGUUAGCACCUAUCUAAUACUAAUUAUAAUCAAGUAUUAGAAUUCGAUGCCCAUAAUAUUUGCUAGUAUUGGUUUGGCAUUAAUAAUUACUUCUUAUAUUGCCAUGAAGAAAUAUCAAUAAUACAAAGAGAUUUUUGUUGUUACUAAUAUACUUUUUAUUAGUGCAGUAAUUGAAAGCUUAAGGCUAUAUGGAUAAGAAUCUAAUUAAUGGUAUUAUGGCUAUCACUCAUCUGUUCUAAAAAUUUGUAAUAACUUAUCAUUUAUCAUAGUAAUUUAUUUAACUGGCUCCUCAUUCAUCUUUUAAACUUUUUUUUUUCUCUUAACAUAAAUUGGAAGCUUUUAUAACUUCUAAACAUUUGAUAUAUAAGCUAUUGUCUCAUAGUGUAUAAUUUCUAUUCUACUUGUUUUACUAAGAUAUCAAUAUGAAAUGAUAAACAGAAAGCUUUUUCUAAUCAACUUAUCAAAAGUACAAUAUGAAAACAUUUUAGAAGAUUUAUUACCCUCAUGGGUAGUUAUUGUAAAGUAUAAUAAAUUAGCUGGCUUAUUGGAUAUUGAAAAGAUCAAUAAACAUUUGAAAGAAAAGUUCAAUUUAUAUAACAACGAAGCGUUACGCGAUUUUUUGAGAAAAUUAGUAUUUUUUGAUACUGAAAAUUAAAAUGCUUAAUAAUUUAUAAAAAUUGAACAUUAGAUAAUUAAAGAUCUCAAAUUAAAAAAUGAAGAUCAUCCUGUUUAAAAAUAUUUUGCUGUUUUAGAAGAUCCAAAUAAUUCUAGAAUAUGGAAAUUCCGAGUUACUUAAGUUUAUUUCAAUUCAUUUUAACCUUAAGUAUUAUUGUUUUUUGAAGAAAUUCAAGAGGAUAAAUAUGAUUAUUAUGUAAAUGCAAUAGAACAAAGAGAUAGAUAAUUAUAUGUAAUAAAUUAAUAUAUAUUUUAAGUACAAUGCAAAAGUAAGUUUAAAAUAAAUAAAUUAUCAACUUGAAAUCAUUUAAUAAUUUUAUCAUGAAAUUUCAAAACAUGAAUGCUUAACACCAGUUUAACAAAACUUAAAAUAAUAAUUGCAAUUAAAUUAUUUUCUUUACAAUUUAAAUAGCAAUCUAUUUAAUUAAUAUCAGAUAUCAUAUAGAUAAAUUUAGAGUGAUAUAAGUAACUUUAAAUUGAAUUAAUUUAUAACUGAUUUAUGUCUUAACCUUUAAAUAGAACAAAACUAAGAUAAAAAUGAUGAUUAAAAUUUGAAUCCAAAGAAUAUAUUUUUGAAGACUGAUAAAUAAAAACUUAUUUCUAUUAUUAUGAACUUAGUUUAAUUUAUUAAACUACUACUUUCUAUUAUUCAUUGUGAUAACAGUAUUAUAAAUUAAGCAUAACCUUUAAAAUAAUCAAUUAAACUUUCCAUAAAAUAACCCAAGAAUCUUGAAGACUCCUUAUAAUUCACUUUGAGUCAUCCUAGUUUAAAUAUUAACAAUUCAAUUAUUACAUAAUUAUAAGAUAUUCAACCUUUCUCAUUGGAUGAUGAUAAAAGAAAUUGGGAAUAUAAAAAUUAUUUUGAUAAAAUCAUAAGUAUAAAUCAAACUUUGUAAUAGAUGUUGAAUAUGUAUAAGAAAGAAAUAUCAUCAUACUAAUGUAUUUCAAUUGAUAAUUCGAAAUAAAUCAAUCCUUAAUAUUAAAAGGUCAAUGAUUAAAUUAAAUAGUAAGAGUAUAAUACUGUUGGAUUUAUUAUAGCUCAAUAUUUUGUAAGUAGAUUAGGCCCAUAUAAUAAAUUUACUUUCAAAUAGUCAUGCUAUGAUUUAGAAGGAUAUAAUACAUCUUAAUACAUAGGAUUACAAUAAACAAAAAUACAAUUCUCUAUCUAUAAAAAUUAUUUAAGUUUUUAAAAAGAAAUGUUAAAUGAUAAAUUGAAUUAUUUUGAAAAUGAUGUGUAAAUCUAAUCUGGAAAAAUGACAAAUUAAGAAAUCUUUUAGAAACUAUAUUAAUUAACUCGCAAAACAAAAUGA
Paramecium pentaurelia is the source of this 2092-nucleotide messenger RNA. NCBI's taxonomy places the organism in Eukaryota, Ciliophora, Oligohymenophorea, Peniculida, Parameciidae. The record is from the annotation of a GenBank genome assembly.